AACAUGAAUAUGCAUGAUUAUAAUACAGCCAGGACAAAUUUGUAUCCUCUUAGAUCAAAUACUACGCCACAGUUAAAUAUGGUCUCGAAUGCUAAUCAAAAUGGUUUUGGUGGCAUUGGUGCACAAUCAAACCCUAUGAUAUAUCGCCGCAGCUUGGAGAGUUGCAGCAACAACAUGAUGUAUCAACAGAUGCAACAUUUGCCAGCUCAGUCCACGUUGCCCCCUUUAAAGCCUGUAAUAAAUCAAACGCCGAAUAAAAAUUUAGGCGAUGUUUUAACUAUAUGUGCUGGAACACAAACAGAUGCAUCGUUGGAUUCUCCCACAAAUCUACAUACCGGAACGUUGUCAAAUUUAGCUUCCAAAAAAGAUGUGGAUGAAGUUCGACAAAUGUUGGAAGAAAUGAAACAUGAACAACAGCGUAUUGUAAAAAUGCUAGAAACACUUUUGUUUAGCCCACAGCAACAACAACAAAUUACAGUGAAACCCCAAUCAAAAGAUAUCGGUGUGCAAGUGGAUUGUAUAGAAAACGACAAAUCUCCCUAUGUAAAUGGUGGCAUUGUUUUAACACAAGAUCAACCUGACAACCUGCAGCAAUCUGUGCCUAAAAAUAAGUUUCUACAACAUUUGAAGCCCAAUAACAAUAUUUUGCAAACGCCCAAAGGUAAACCUAUGGCUCAAUCAACCACCUAUCGACCAAAUUCUCCCCAACGCCAACGUUUUGAACAAGAUCUACCAGAAAUGGCCUCGGCGCCAAUAUAUCAGCAAGUAAAUUGCAAACCUCACCCUGUAAUGCAUAAAUCAGCCUCCGACACGAGCCUGGCAAUGAAUGAACUUGCGCUUAAAUAUUUGCCUAAUGAAAAGUUGGCUGAAUUGUUAAAUGAAUUAAACAUGGAUUGCCCAUUAGCAGCAACUGCCAACGGAAAGCCUUCAUUAGCAGCUUCAAAUGUUCCCACAACGCCAAUAAAAGGGAAUGUGGAUAAAUUUGAGAAGGGCCCCUCUGAUAUAUCAAAUGCUUCAUAUAAAUAUCUAAAGAAAUAUAGGCUUUUACCAGAAGAUCAUGUAGCUAAUGAUGGAAAUGGUGGGGUAGAGGGGAACAUGGAAAAUGCCAACGAAAACCAAAUGCCAGAAUAUAACUCACCACAAUACAAUAAUAUACGAAACACACCUAUUCAUCAAAGACAAACACCUACAAACAAAUGUUCACCAUACUCUGGGCGUUUGCCUUUAUCACCACUGGCCAGAGCAUCACCACCGCAUUUGCAGUCUGCUGUGCCACAACAUAAUGUGAAUUUGGAGAAUAUAAAAUAUCAACCGAAAUUCUUAUAAUCCUCAUAGAGUAAAGCUGUAAUUGUUUACACAGUUUUAGUGAGUGUGUGUGCGUUGCUAAGUGGUGGGUUUUUGUUUACCACAGCUGUGGUUUUUUUCACCUCGUCAAACAGCUGAUUGAAGUGGGCCACCACUAUCAACUCUCAGACAAAAUAUAAACA
Messenger RNA from Calliphora vicina (urban bluebottle blowfly), 1487 nucleotides. It is a transcript of the gene ana2, whose product is annotated as anastral spindle 2. The record is from RefSeq and is a predicted model, not a curated record. Lineage: Eukaryota; Metazoa; Arthropoda; Insecta; Diptera; Calliphoridae. The transcript has 3 exons. Bases 4 to 1326 code for a protein of 440 amino acids.